This is a messenger RNA of Rotaria sp. Silwood1, 282 nucleotides long. NCBI's taxonomy places the organism in Eukaryota, Metazoa, Rotifera, Eurotatoria, Philodinida, Philodinidae. The record is from the annotation of a GenBank genome assembly.
AUGUGUCGCUGCUAUAGUCGUGAUUUUAAGCGGUCAACAUCAUCAUCACCACCAUCAUAUGCCGUUGCUCCAGAGACAAUAACAUAUGCGGCGAUGAUUUUACUCCUUCAAUCGCCACAACUGACCGACGCUCAAUUCCGUGACCUAUCGGUCAUAGUCCUGCAAAAAGCAGCUGAAAAACAGGCAUCAGCAACAUCAGCUCUUGAUCGCCCACCAACUCCAUCUGCACGACCACUAUCAGAACUAUCGUCAACAGCUUCAUUAGCACCUUCACCAUCAUAA